AUGGCCCAUUUCCCGCCAAUGCAAAACUUGCGUAGCCAAUUAACUAACUACAGCACCAAGUACUCCUUAAGACGAAGUCCAAACCAGGAAACCCAUUUAUGGAGAUCAUGUGAGGUAAUAACCAUUGGAGGAGUCAAAGGCGAAGUUGUAAGGGAUAAGGGAGGUUUACGAGGUUGUCGGGCGCAGGAAGCAUUUAAGGUCAACGCACAGCUAGACACAAGGGAGCUUCUAAAACUUGGUGGCAUCGAGUCUUCUCUAUUUUCGAAACCUACACGGUCAUGA
Messenger RNA from Coccidioides immitis RS, 282 nucleotides. RefSeq lists its product as uncharacterized. The record is from RefSeq and is a predicted model, not a curated record. Lineage: Eukaryota; Fungi; Ascomycota; Eurotiomycetes; Onygenales; Onygenaceae. The coding region runs from base 1 to 282 and encodes 93 amino acids. The transcript is spliced from 3 exons.